AUGGCCGACCAGUUAACAGAGGAACAGAUUGCUGAGUUUAAAGAAGCAUUUUCCUUGUUUGAUAAAGAUGGUGAUGGUACAAUCACCACUAAAGAAUUAGGUACAGUCAUGCGCUCUUUGGGGCAGAACCCUACAGAAGCUGAACUGCAAGAUAUGAUCAAUGAAGUAGAUGCUGAUGGUAAUGGUACAAUUGACUUCCCUGAGUUCUUAACAAUGAUGGCCAGAAAGAUGAAGGAUACAGACAGUGAAGAAGAGAUUCGAGAGGCAUUCCGCGUUUUUGACAAAGAUGGAAAUGGAUUCAUAUCUGCUGCUGAACUCCGACAUGUAAUGACCAACUUGGGCGAAAAGUUAACUGAUGAUGAGGUUGAUGAAAUGAUACGCGAAGCUGAUAUAGAUGGUGAUGGCCAAGUAAAUUAUGAAGAAUUUGUUACAAUGAUGACGACAAAGUAA
Messenger RNA from Schistosoma mattheei, 450 nucleotides. The record is from the annotation of a GenBank genome assembly. NCBI's taxonomy places the organism in Eukaryota, Metazoa, Platyhelminthes, Trematoda, Strigeidida, Schistosomatidae.